This is a messenger RNA of Fonsecaea nubica, 771 nucleotides long. RefSeq lists its product as hypothetical. The transcript has 2 exons. Bases 1 to 771 code for a protein of 256 amino acids. The record is from RefSeq and is a predicted model, not a curated record. Gene Ontology annotation, cellular component: nucleus. Gene Ontology annotation, molecular function: protein dimerization activity; DNA-binding transcription factor activity. NCBI's taxonomy places the organism in Eukaryota, Fungi, Ascomycota, Eurotiomycetes, Chaetothyriales, Herpotrichiellaceae.
AUGGCCAAUCAACCUGUAAUCUCCGCCACUGGCAAUACCACCAACAAGCGUAAACGUGGAUUGGCCGACCAGGACGUCGGACGUGAAACCAAGGUGCCCAUCACAAACGGCGAGCAUGAUGCUGCCAGCUUUGGCCUGCUUUUACAGAGUGAGGGAAUGCUAGCGGACGAUAACGCUCGAACUGCCCAAGCUGCUCUUGCAGCCCCCGGCAUGAACUCAUCUGCUUAUCCCGAGCCCAACCCCAAUGAUAACAGCGCGGGCCUCCCAUUCACCUUUGAUGACGGCAGCCCUCCUGUUCAUGGGAUCAGUUCUGCUCAAGCUCUUGUUGAGGCUCGUGGGGGCACGAACAACAACAAUCCACCCAAGCCAGCGGUGGGAAGUGCAGAGUGGCACCAGUUGCGCAAGGACAACCACAAGGAAGUUGAACGUCGUCGCCGCGAGGUUAUCAAUGAAGGUAUCGAAAACAUUGCCAAGAUCGUGCCUGGCACCGAGAAGAACAAGGGAGCCAUCCUCCAACGCACAUACGAGUACAUCCAGGAACUCCUCAAUGAGAAGAACAAAUGGGACAAUGAGCGUGCCACCUUCGACAUCGCCAUCAAAGAACUCACCAAUCGGCUUGAUCGGAUGAAGGAGUCUGCGAGAAGUGCAUGGGCUGAGACUAGCAAGUGGCAGUCCAGAUGUCGUGACGCCGGCUUGCCGUUCGACGACUAUGACGACGGCGGGCUGACCGGGUUCGAAGAUGAGGAUGUCGCUGCCACCCUCGGUUCGUGA